AUGAGAGCUGUCUUGCAGCGAGUAACUCGUGCUAGUGUCACAGUCGAUGACAAGGUUGUGAGCUCCAUUCAAAAAGGUGUCUGUGUCUUGGUUGGAGUCGGUGCCGAUGACAAUGAGCGUGAUAUCGAUACUAUCGUCAACAAGAUUCUCAACAUUCGAGUCUUUGAAGAUGAGCAAGGAACCAUGUGGAAAAAGGGCGUCAAGGACCUAGGCCUGGAGGUGCUGUGUGUCUCCCAAUUCACCCUUCAAGCAAAAACCAUCAAAGGGAACAAGCCGGAUUUCCAUCGCGCCAUGAAGACCAAUGAUGCCAAUGCCUUGUAUCAGAAGUUCUUGACCAAGAUGGGCGACGCUUAUGAUCCUUCCAAGAUCAAAGAUGGCGUAUUUGGAGCAAUGAUGGUAGUAGAUAUUGCUAAUGAUGGUCCUGUCACCCUGCAAUUGGAUUCUCGCAAAUACACUUAUGAUUCGGAAACACCAUCCCAAGCAUCAACCCCAAAAUAA
Messenger RNA from Lichtheimia ornata, 498 nucleotides. RefSeq names its product D-tyrosyl-tRNA(Tyr) deacylase. Bases 1 to 498 code for a protein of 165 amino acids. The record is from RefSeq and is a predicted model, not a curated record. Gene Ontology annotation, biological process: tRNA metabolic process. Gene Ontology annotation, molecular function: D-tyrosyl-tRNA(Tyr) deacylase activity. The transcript has 6 exons. NCBI's taxonomy places the organism in Eukaryota, Fungi, Mucoromycota, Mucoromycetes, Mucorales, Lichtheimiaceae. Gene Ontology annotation, cellular component: cytoplasm.